Molecule: messenger RNA, 772 nt
Organism: Notolabrus celidotus (New Zealand spotty)
Lineage: Eukaryota; Metazoa; Chordata; Actinopteri; Labriformes; Labridae
Gene: mgp
Product: matrix Gla protein
Exons: 5
Coding region: 125-469 (114 amino acids)
Cellular component (GO): extracellular region
Molecular function (GO): calcium ion binding
Source: RefSeq, a predicted model, not a curated record
AUUUGCACGAUGAAGAGGAAGCCGAGCCAGGAGGGAAGGCUUUCAAAUUAACGGUCCAUCCACGUUCCAACCCUCACCUGUGUCCACGAGCUUUGGGUCGUGACCACCUGACGAGCCCCCCAGGAUGAGGAGCCUUCUUCAGUUUCUGGCACUCCUUGCUGCGGCCGCUCUCUGCGUGUGCUACGACUCUCAUGAAAGCACAGAGUCCAUUGAAGAUGUGUUCGUGCCUCCGAGCCGAGCCAACUCCUUCAUCACGCCGCAGAGAGGCAACGCAUACAACCCAACAACGGGGAACAACGUCAACUACUACAACAUGAGGAGGAUAAAGUCUCCGGCAGAGAGGCGUGCAGAGACCUGCGAGGACUACUCCCCCUGCCGCUACUACGCUUAUCGCCACGGCUUCCAGCAGGCCUUCCAGAGAUACUUCGGGUCCCGGACUCAGAGACCGGCUGUGACUCGCCGAUACUGAGCGGCAGCCGUCAUCAUUUAUCCUCGCCUUCCUUUUUUUUUUUUUAAAUCCACGUAUCGAUCCUUUAAGCUGUUUUUAUGACCUCCUCUGGAUGUGAGAUGAGGCCUCCUUCGUGGCUCAGACGGUCCCAGCUCUGGUGUAUUCUCAGGAUAACUUUUAUCCACUAUUAUCACAGCUUCUCAUGAGCUCCAUGUAAGUGUUCCAGCUCACUAUCAUCACUACGUUACGUUAACCACCUAUUUAUCUGAGUGUUUCCUUUUGCUUUGAAAUAAACAAACCUCCCUUCACUGGGUUCUGUCUGUA